CUGCGUCCUUGCGCUGUAGCGAAGGUAGAGGUGCUGCACCUCCUUCAUUGAAGGGGAGAGGAGCUGCUGUGUAAUCCGUCUCUCCGCGGCUCAGUCGUCCGCCAUGGCGACCGGAGGAAGCCUCCUGUCCGCAGCGAGCUGUGUUUAAAACCCAACCGGGGUUUAUUCUUCUUCUACGGUUGAACGUGGAUGUAGGAGCUCUAUUCAGCUGUGGGAAACACUUGGAAGAAGCUCGCAUUAGGAAAGAAGAAGAGGGGGCUCAGUGUUGAACAGCGCAGCCAGCCAUGGCCGAGCCAGACCAAGAGUUGAGCUCCCCUGGAGCAGGUCAGCGUCUCGGAGCCCCCGAGACUCUUGGCAUCAGUACAUUGGACCCAACGCACAAGCCUCCAGCCAUGCCCUCCGGACGCCACGUCACCAUCAGGGUCCGCAUGUUGGACGACACGGAGGAGCUUUUUGACAUCUCGCAAAAAGCCUCGGGCAAGGUGCUGUUUGACCUGGUGUGCUCCCACAUGAACCUAACUGAAGGUGACUACUUUGGCUUGGAGUUUCAAAACCAACAGAAGAUGAUGGUCUGGUUGGAUCAUAUCAAACCUAUUAUCAAGCAGCUAAAACGACCAAAACACACAAUUCUGCAGUUCAGUGUGAAGUUUUUUCCCCCAGACCACGCACAGCUGCUGGAGGAGCUGACAAGGUACUUGUUCGCCCUCCAGAUCAAACAAGAUCUUUCCUGCGGUCGUCUGACCUGCAACGACACCAGCGCAGCGCUGAUCGUCUCCCACAUCAUCCAGUCUGAGAUCGGGGACUUUGAGGAGAGCCACUGCCGGUCGCACCUCCUCAACAACAACUACAUUCCAGAUCAGAUGCCUCUGAUUGACAAGAUCAUGGAGUCUCACUCAAAGCAUUUAGGUCAGUCACCAGCAGAGUCAGAUUAUCAUUUAUUAGAAGUGGCUCGCAAACUGGAAAUGUACGGGAUUCGGCUCCACCCUGCCAAGGAUCGUGAGGGCACGAAGCUAAGUCUGGCCGUGGCGCACACGGGUGUCCUGGUCUUCCAGGUUAGCGGCGCCGAUCUGCAGGGACACACGAGGAUUAACGCCUUUAACUGGUCGAAGAUUCGGAAACUGAGCUUUAAGCGGAAACGUUUCCUCAUCAAGCUAAGGCCAGAUUUGAAUAGUUCUUAUCAGGACACGUUGGAGUUUCUGAUGGCCAGCAGGGACUGCUGUAAAGUCUUCUGGAAGAUCUGUGUGGAAUAUCACGCCUUCUUCCGCCUCUUUGAGGAACCCAAACCCAAACCGAAGCCUGUGCUCUUCACGCGAGGCUCCUCCUUCAGAUUUAGUGGUCGCACACAGAAGCAGGUGAUUGAUUAUGUGAGGGAGUCCGAGUUCAAGAAGAUCCCGUUUGACAGGAAACACAGUCGGGUCCAACACAACACGCGGGUUCAACUCAACAGUCGCCCGUCACCGUUGUCUUCUCCUCGCCAUCGUGAAGUGCCAGUGGAAAGUGGUGCUCCCGAGGACAGACUCGGCUCUCCUUCUCAGCAUCAUUGGAAGGAAUCGGCGCUGGUGAGCGCAGAAGACCCGUUGGCUUCACGGACAACAAGGGCGAGCCCCUCCCAGCAGAGAAACGGCCACGACGACAGGAAAGGAUCCAUGUCCAACACAGAUGAGACGAGAGGCCCAACACGACAGACUCUCCUGGAUCCUCUGAGCCAAGGUGUGGGUUCUAACAGCCCUCACCUGUCCAUUUCCUCUGGACACCCCCUUGGGAUGGUGAAUGGUCAGAGGUCCCUGGAACUAUGCAGCCACAGUCCCGAUGGCCGGCAGCCCUCCCCGCUCACCAGCCCGCUGCUCAACGAUGCCUGCAGCGUUCGCACCGACGAUGAAGACGAAGUCCGAAGGAAGAGGUUCCCCACAGAUCGAGCCUACUUCAUCGCCAAGGAACUGUUGACCACAGAGAGGACGUACGUGAAGGACCUGGAAGUGGUGACCGUGUCAUUCCAGAGUGCUGUGGGACAAGACGAGGCAACCCCGGACUCCCUGAAGAACACUGUCCUAUCCACCUUCGAGCCUCUGCACAAGUUCCACGCUGGUUUUCUCAGGGAGGUGGAGCAGAGGCUGGCCCUGUGGGAGGGGCGUUCCAAUGCACACAUUAAAGGAGACUACCAGCGCAUUGGAGAUGUCAUGCUUAAAAACCUUCAAGCUUUGAAACCUCUGACAGCAAACCUGCACAGGCAGUCUGACAUCCUCCUGGAGCUGGAGAAAGCUUUCAAAGCGUCCCGCCGGUUGGAGAAUCUGUGCAGAGACUUUGAGCUGCAGAAGGUCUGCUACGUCCCCCUAAAUGUCUUCAUCCUUCGACCUCUUCACCGACUCGUUCACUACAAGCAGAUCCUAGAGCGCCUGUGCAAACACUACCCAGCCACUCACGUGGACUUCAGGGACUGCAGAGCUGCUCUGGCGGACGUGUCCGAGGUGGUGGAUCAGCUCCAGGGCAGCCUGAUGAAGAUGGAGAACUUCCAGAAGCUCCUGGAGCUGAAGAAGGAUUUGCUUGGCAUCGACAAUCUCGUUGUUCCCGGUCGGGAGUUCAUCAGGUUAGGCUGCCUGAGCAAACUGUCUGGAAAAGGUCUACAGCAGCGAAUGUUUUUUCUGUUUAAUGACGUCAUUUUGUACACGAGUCGAGGGAUGACGCCAACCAAUCAGUUCAAAGUGCACGGGCAGCUGCCGCUCCGUGGGAUGACAAUCAGAGAGAGCGAGGAAGAGUGGGGCGUGCCUCACGCCUUCACACUGCUCGGACAGGGGCAGUCGGUGGUGGUGGCUGCAAGUUCUCUGACAGAAAUGGAGAAGUGGAUGGGGGACAUCAAGAUGGGGAUAGAAAUAGCCAAAACCAGCAACGGGCCUUCAUCCGAGCUGCUGACCAGCAACCUGACGGACAACAAAUGCCCGGAGGACUCCUUGGCUGAGGCAGAGUCUGAAGAUGACAUGGCGGCUUCGCACACCUCGCUGGAGAAGCCCACCCAUCACCGUGGUAACACCAUGGUGCACGUGUGCUGGCACAGGAACACCAGCGUGUCCAUGGUGGACUUUAGCAUAGCCGUGGAGAAUCAGUUGUCGGGAAAUUUGCUGAGGAAGUUCAAGAACAGCAACGGCUGGCAGAAGCUCUGGGUGGUCUUCACCAACUUCAGUCUGUUUUUCUACAAGUCUCACCAGGAUGAUUAUCCAUUGGCCAGCCUUCCUCUGCUGGGCUACUCCGUCACUGUCCCCUCAGACAAUGAAAACAUCCACAAAGACUACGUCUUCAAGCUGCAUUUCAAGUCUCACGUUUAUUAUUUCAGAUCAGAGAGUGAAUACGCCUUUGAGAGGUGGAUGGAGGUAAUCCGCAGCGCGACGGCGCCCUCGAGUCUCUCUCAAGUCCUGAACAGCAAAGAUCCUCACUGAUCUGGCUCACCUUGUUUUACUCAACACCCCCCCCCCCCCCCCCCCCCCCCCCCAAUCGACCUCCUCAUGGGUGGAAUCCGCCGGUCCUGAUCCUCUGCUCCUGGACUCUUUCUUUUCAUUACAACACAGAUCUGGGACAUUUCUACACAUUUCCAUGCACAAUUUGGUGCUUUAAAAAAAAAAUUAAACACUUUAAUGGUGACACGUCCGCUGGUCUAGACUGCUUCAGAGACUCGCAUUUUUACUCCCGAAACUCUGAAAUCCUAUUUUUACGGAUGUCAUUUUCUACUGUUUUCUAAUGGUCUGGACCGCCUCUAUUUUUUAUUUUUAUUUUUUGUCUGGUUUUACAUUUUGUCACCAGCUGUUUUUAUCAGAAUAUAUUUAAUCUUUUCUUUAUCUUUUUUUUUUUUUUUAGAUUUUUAAAACCUCACAACAUUGUCAAACGUUUUAUUUGUUGACUUAAUUUUUACGCGAAAGCAGCUGUUUUUGAAAACGUCCAGCCACUUUGGUGCCAAAUCAAGUUUAUAGGAACUUUUUAAUGUCAUUUUUGUUACGGUGGGACGUAGGAGGAUCCUCUGCGUCCAGCUGGGUUAAACAGGCCACCCUUUAACUCUAACACACCUGCAUCUGCACAAUGUGACCUUGUAAAAACAAAAAUAUUAAUGAGAAAAAAGUGAAAUAUUUUACUACCAAGGGUAGCUGCCAUCGUCACUGAUGCUGUCUUUAAAAAGUAAAUCUAUUUGUGCAUACUUUAAUUUUUUUUACUCAAAAGUUCAGCUGUGUGAGAAAUGAUGAAGGAAUGCUUCAUUGAAAGCUUUAAAGAUUGUGAGAAUUCAAACAGAAAUGUGCUGAGCUACGCUGCCACUUGUCUUUUUAUGGGUUUAAAUGAACGGAAACAUGCAUUUGACACAGUUUUGCAGUGAAGCAUUAUGGGGUGAAAAACUCAGCUCUGCUUGGGGUUGAAGUGUUUUUUGCUUUUUUUCAAUGAAAGAAAGCUUUUUGGAAUUGAAAGCAAUAAAAAUGUAAUUUAAACUGA
Molecule: messenger RNA, 4464 nt
Organism: Nothobranchius furzeri (turquoise killifish)
Lineage: Eukaryota; Metazoa; Chordata; Actinopteri; Cyprinodontiformes; Nothobranchiidae
Product: FERM, ARHGEF and pleckstrin domain-containing protein 1
Cellular component (GO): cytoskeleton
Molecular function (GO): guanyl-nucleotide exchange factor activity; cytoskeletal protein binding
Source: RefSeq, a predicted model, not a curated record